AUGGUGCACGCGGUGCACUGCAGCAGCAGGGCUGGCAGCAGCAAGAGCGCUGGCAGCCCCUUCCACGCGGAGCACGCACCGCUAACGCGCGCGCACAUGGUGCACUACGUGGACGUGCACCUGCCAUGGUCGCACUCCCUCUGCGCCUGCUGCCUCCCCCGCAUGCUCCGCCCCGCCCCGCCCACCGCCUUCCAGAUCUCAAGCCUCGCCUCUCUUCGCAAGCACUUGCAGAAGCCAGUGGUGCGCUCCAUGCCGCCUUUCCGCUUCGGCCUUAAGCCCCCACGCUUCAUCACUGCCUACUCCGCCGCUGUCCCGCUCUCCGCCCCUCCUCUUCGCCCUCCAAGCGGUUCCAGGGCAAGAGGCACCACUGGGGCUAGAGACACCGCUGGGACUAGAGGCACUGCUGGGGAUAGAGGCACGAGGGCGGCAGGUAGCCCUCGCCUGUGGUGGUGCUGCUGGCUGUGCAUUGACUGCUGGACGCGCUACCGCCGUGCCAUGUCCAUCGCUGCUUUCAUCGUGCUUGUCGCCAAGUUCCCCCGCUUCGUUGCUCUCUGGCGGUCGCACGUCCAGUCUAGUUCUGUGAUCUUUCCCCACCUGGCGUUUCAUUUUGGUGCGGGGCGGCAGGCGCAGGAUGACUGUGUGGCGUUGCUGCUGCUGCAUGUGCUGGGAGUGAAGGGGAAGGAACAGCUGGAGACCGGCUUUGCUGCCCACCUGCUGCCGCUGCUGCCGGGGGGAAGGGACGCGCAUCCCAUGUUCGCCAACAAUGCUGCGAUCGUCUUCUUCGACUGUGCUGCCCACCGCCACAAGGAGAGCGUGGAAGACGCUGCCGUGGAGGGAGCAGUGAACAGGCUUGCAGCGGGGGAGAGAGGAACAGUUGGCAAUGGAGUGCAGGGUCGAGGAAAGCAAGCAGUGGAACCAGAGGCUCCAACAGUGUCUCCUGCUGCUACUGCUGCUGGGUCUACAGCGUGGGCUGCUCUGGCCCUGGGGCCGUAUGCAGAGGGGAGGAUCAAGCCCAUCCUACGGUCGAGAACGGAGGUGGAGGCGUUUAUAAAGCUGACCGCGGACACCAUUUCUCCCGCGCCUGCCUGUAGCCGCUGCUACCGCUACUUCUGCCAAUACUACCGGGUUGUGAAGCACACAGCGAUCGCCGCGUCCUUCGCCUACUGCCCCUCGUCCACGUUGCUGCACUGCCUCCUCUCGCUCUCCCCGGCCCGCUCCGCGACCUUCAAAUCCCUCUUGGAGAAGCUACACGUGCCUCGUGUCCCUGCAGUGGUCCCGGACUCGCUGGUGGAAGGCGUGGCAGAGGAGAAGCGCCUGAGGCUGCUCUUCGUGGGCAUGCUGCACAUGAGCAAGGAGAAUGCCAUUCCGAAAAUUCUGGAACCUAUAGGAGGAGGGAAAGGAGUGGGGCGUGUGGGGAGAGAGGAGUCAGAGGAUUACUGUGAGGGCAUGUGGCGUGCGAUAAUGGAAGAUGAAGCUCUCAGGGCUGCCGGGAAGGAUGCUGGGAAGAAGGAGAAGGGGAGGGCAGGGGCGUCGUACCUGGAGCCGUGGCCGGGGGGGGUGAAUCCUCUGGCGUGUUUGAGGGAGAUGCUGCUGGGGGAGACCAGCUACUGCCCCCAGGGGAAGGUGGACGCCCUUGCCGCUGCUGACGCUGCUGGUGCUGCUACAGCUGAGGGACACGGUGACAAGGGAGGGUGGCGUGGGUGUGCGUCGGCACAGUGUGGCGAGGUGGAAGGGGCGGGGGUGCAGCUGAAACUAUGCUCGCGGUGUGGCAAGGCUGCCUACUGCAACAGGGAGUGCCAGAGGGCCCACUCGCCCUCGCACAAGCUCACAUGCCAGCCCAAGGGUAAGGAAAAGGUCGAGGAAUAA
Molecule: messenger RNA, 1866 nt
Organism: Closterium sp. NIES-65
Lineage: Eukaryota; Viridiplantae; Streptophyta; Zygnematophyceae; Desmidiales; Closteriaceae
Source: the annotation of a GenBank genome assembly